Molecule: messenger RNA, 2064 nt
Organism: Penicillium cosmopolitanum
Lineage: Eukaryota; Fungi; Ascomycota; Eurotiomycetes; Eurotiales; Aspergillaceae
Product: putative poly(ADP)-ribose polymerase PARP
Exons: 6
Coding region: 1-2064 (687 amino acids)
Molecular function (GO): NAD+ poly-ADP-ribosyltransferase activity
Source: RefSeq, a predicted model, not a curated record
AUGACUUCACCCGUGCCCUUUCUGAAAAAUCUAACCAUCGCAGUGAGUGGCCAUCUUUCCAACGGGUUUGUCCACGGUGACGUCCAGCGCCUUACAGAACGGUAUGGAGGAAGAUUUGAGGAUCUUGACAUCGCCGCUUGCACGCAUCUAGUCGCAUCGCAACGAGCUGUCGACGUCGAGUUCAGGAAAGUCCAAGAAGCGUCGAUAACGGAAGGCCUGCAAAUCGUCAGUCAGGACUGGUUUUUCCAGUCUGUUGAGAAAGAAAUGCUGCUCGACGCCAAGAAGUUUUUGCUUAGAAUUCCUUUUCGAAAGAAACGAAGCAAGGAUUCAGAGAAGCCCUCGGUAAAGAAAGAGGUCGACAAUACCAAGGUCGAUAAGAAGACUCCCAAAAAAUUACAAGAGAAACCCCCUGCGAAGCCUUCCGCAAAAGCCUCCGAGAAACCCCACGAGAAACCGCUUGCAAAGGCCUAUCCGAAGACCCAUGAGAAAAUCAACGAGAAAGAGCAAGAGCUUAACGCGAUCAUUGAUGAUGACCACGUUGGCCCUAAAACCGAUCUUGUCGUCUGGAUGGAUGAAAACCACUUGAUCUGGGAUGCGAUACUGAUCAAGGACAGCUCAUCCAUAAAUUCAAAGGGUACCGUUACAGCCUACAUACCUGAGAUGGAACGCCUGCAGCUUCUCUACAAUUUGAAGACGAAGACAUUCCACUUUGGGGCUUGGGGCAUGGGAACUAGACAAGAUCCAAAAUCUCCCCAUGCUAAAUUUGAGAAGUACUUCCAGGACAGAACUGGUCUUUCCUGGGAAAAUCGCUGGGAUGACCCCAAAGAAGGAAAAUACGUUUUUGUGCCCCGCAUAUUUGAAGACGUUGAAAUGGAGGAUACCUUCUUUUCUGGAGACGGAAAAGAUAGUCUGGCCCUCAGCAUAACCCAGCUUCCUUCCGCGGUCUAUGAAGUAUUGGGUGUGAUAUUUGAUCAUAAUCAAAAACCACACAUCGAGGAAUCAAUCAAGAACGUUUCAGGUGGUAGACUGACUAGACAGCCCUGGCGGGUCCGAUUCACUUUACGUGCUGCGCAGUCUCUCUUGGAGAGAAUCAGCGAACUGACCCUUGAUAGGUUUCAACGAGGCAACGACUCCCGUGCCAAGCUUCUAUCUAUCCUCGGUAAAUGCUACCUAGCACUAAUGUGGCACAGCGACCUUGAUGCUCCGCCCAAAUGGGGAUUACCAGCCCGUUCAAAAGACAAGAAUUGGGUGAAGCGAGAGCGGGCCGCCCUCGGGCUCUUGAACAAUCUAUCUUUUGCCCUUGAUCUAGUGGCAAACUCGACCAAUGUUUCAAAAAAUCAGAUUCUCAACCGCGCCUAUCGAGGGCUCGGUCUGGCGAGCAUGACUCCUGUGGAACCUGGCAAUGCAGAACACAAGGCUCUCGUGAACUUUGUGAUUAAUAGCUCGGUGCCCAGGGCGCACGGCUUUUCUGUUCAGCCGAUCAACAUCUUUAGAAUCGAACGAGAGGGGGAGAUUGAACGUUUCGAGAAAUACCAAAAAGUACACAGUACCCUCGUUGGUGGCCGGCGCUUGUUGUUUCACGGAAGUAGAGCAGUUAACUGGAUUGGAAUCUUGAGCCAAGGACUGCGGUCGGAUGCUCAAACACGAGUUACCCCAGAAAGCCCAGUGAAAGGUAUUUAUUUCGCUGACGUUUCUUCCAAAUCCGCUGGGUACUGCCGAUACGCGCCAGGUGAUCCCGGUUCUUGCAUGCUUAUAUGUGAGGUUGAAGUGGGCAAGAAGCCACAGCCAUGCGGUUCUGCGCCGGCCCUUGGUGAUAUAAAAGCAAUGCAUAAGCAGGGUCAUAUUUCAUAUCUUGCCGCAGGUGCGACUGACUUCAGCAAAUGGUGCGACGCUGGAGCUGUGCAUCCAAGCCUCGCAGGUGUUCAAAUGCCUGAUACCUCUAGCGGAAGAUCCGUAUCGAAGAUGCUCUCACCUGGCUUCGGAAAAUAUCCCCAUAACGAAUGGGUCGUUUACGAUCCGGCUCAAAUCCGCCAGAGAUACUUUGUCCAAUUCACGACGAAAUGA